UUCCAAGGUAACGAUUCCACGGUCAUCUUCUUCCUUCCAACACUAAAACCGUGAGGAACUCUGAAAACCCUAUAAAGAAGGAACAUUCCUGGGUCCUGAGGCUUUCUCUACUUUAUCCCAAGGUGUUACGAUGACCCAAAAGGCCAAUCUCUUCAAAGGACAGCAGAAGAAGAAGACAAUUCCUCCAAAUCGCCAUGGCAAAGCCGCUGUCACUCGCAAAGGGAAGAAAUCUGUGAAGCCAUCAAAGGUUACUAAGGAUAUGGAUGCUGAUCGGGAGUUAACUAAGUUCAUAAACCAUUGCAAUGAGGUGAAGGCUGCCACUGUUGCUAACAAAGAAGGUGGGCAGCUUAGCAUUGUAAAAUCACCACCAGAAUCUACAAGUGGUUCAAAAAAAUAAUAGAUGCUUGGACUGCAGAUAGUAAAUAUAGAAAAGCACAUAUAACGUGGCGGCAUGUGGUGUAAAUUAGCCUUCAAAGUGAUGAGUCAUCUAGGAAGUAGAAAUCCAUUUUGAUUGCCUUUCGUUCUCUUGGUAUUAUCUAAGAAUUUUGAUGUUCAAUGCUUGUGAAUCCUGCAAGAAAAAACACAUUGAGUUUUUGUGUUAGUGGAGCUUGAAGAAAUGUAGUGUUUUGCAUUGUCCCAGCUUUUACCA
Messenger RNA from Nelumbo nucifera (sacred lotus), 649 nucleotides. RefSeq names its product 2,3-bisphosphoglycerate-dependent phosphoglycerate mutase. Lineage: Eukaryota; Viridiplantae; Streptophyta; Magnoliopsida; Proteales; Nelumbonaceae. The record is from RefSeq and is a predicted model, not a curated record.